AUGUCGUCGGUCAGUCCAGCAGAAAAAAUCAAGGAGUUGUUCUUCGACUCGCUCUGCCUUGAUUCGUUCGGUAUCCAGGAGGACGGCUAUCUGUCCGUGUGCGCCAUAAACACGUACGUGCUCGCUCUGCCGCUGCUCUUGCUCGCGCUCUACACCAUCCCCAAGCUGUUCAAUCUGAAGGACAAUGGACCCUCCCAUAGCCCCCUCGGUCACGGACGCAUGCUGCUGAUUGUGCUGCACACCGCCGUUGCCAGCUACUACGGUCCCGCGAUCUACAAUGUCAUCUCGUCGACCCUCGUGCUGCCGGCCAUGGGAUUCGCCUUUAUUCUGACCUUCAUGGAGUUCAACGGCGUCACCAUUCCCCGCCAGCCCCUAGAGCUUUACUACCACGUGUGGUCCGCGUCCACUGGCUACUUCAUCAUCAAACACAUUGCUGAUCACGUCGAUCUCCGCGAGCGUCCCGACAUUCUCGGCACUAUCGCUAUCUGCUUCGUGUCUUUUAUCGCCGGUGCCUACCGCAAUAUUGCCGAUGCUAUCGAGCCCGAGACCGCGGAGCCCAGGAAGCAAAAGUCCGAGUAA
Wickerhamiella sorbophila is the source of this 579-nucleotide messenger RNA. RefSeq lists its product as hypothetical. NCBI's taxonomy places the organism in Eukaryota, Fungi, Ascomycota, Dipodascomycetes, Dipodascales, Trichomonascaceae. The coding region runs from base 1 to 579 and encodes 192 amino acids. The record is from RefSeq and is a predicted model, not a curated record. The transcript has a single exon.